CUUUCAUCAACUCACAUAUAGGUUAAGUACUUUUUUCUCUCUUUUCUUUCUUCUAAGAAAUGGUGCUCUCUGGUAAGUUGAGUACUGAAGUUGGGAUCAAAACACCAGCUGACAAGUUCUACAAUUUGUUCAUAACAGAACUUCAUGAAGUGCAAAACCUUUGUGAAAGAGUUCAUCAUACCAAACUUCAUGAAGGUGAAGAUUGGCAUCACACUGAUUCGGUUAAACACUGGACUUAUGUCAUAGAUGGCAAGGUACACACAUGUCAUGAGAGUCUUGAAGAAGUUGAUGAACAGAACAAAAAAAUCAUUUUCAAGCUCUUUGGUGGAGAUAUUGAUGAGCACUACAAGGUCUUUAAGCUUAUCCUUGAAGUAAUUGAUAAGGGUGAUGGCACUGCUGCAUCUAAAUGGACAGUUGAAUAUGAGAAGAUCAAUGAGGACAUUGACCCUCCAAAUGGCUACAUGGAAUACUUUGGCAAAUGUGCUCGAGAUAUUGAUAAUCAUCUUGCCAAGGCAAAGAUAGCUAUAUAAGUCGUAAUGAAUGUAACAAAUAAGUUAAUGGCUUAUUGCAUUGGGUUGGCUUAAGUGUUCAUCUUUAUAAUUGAUUAAUGUGAUGUUUGUAAUGGCAUAUUGUUGCAUAUGCAUGUUGGCUUCUAUGUGAUGUUUGUAAUGGUAUUAGGUGUAAUGUUUGUUCAGGGCUGUUUGAAAAGUGUGUGUUAAAUUAUGUGAUGAAAUCAAUAAAUGGAUAUAUUUGUUCUAUUUA
This is a messenger RNA of Medicago truncatula (barrel medic), 762 nucleotides long. RefSeq names its product MLP-like protein 43. The record is from RefSeq and is a predicted model, not a curated record. Gene Ontology annotation, biological process: defense response. NCBI's taxonomy places the organism in Eukaryota, Viridiplantae, Streptophyta, Magnoliopsida, Fabales, Fabaceae. The transcript is spliced from 2 exons. Bases 60 to 530 code for a protein of 156 amino acids.